UACAUGUAUACUGUGUGGUACAGGUUGGGAGAGAAUACAGAGCAGCCAAUAAACAUAAACAAGUCAUAUCUUUUGAUGAAGCAGUGCUUAAAAUCAUACAAGAGGAAGAUUCAGUUAUUCCUAAAGACAAAGAGCCAAGCGAGGUUAAAGAGAAGGAGCAAAUUCCAACUGAGAUAAGAAAUGGAAGUGCUGGAUCAGUUAAAAAUGGAAGUGCUAAAUCAGUUAAGAGCAGCAGUGCUAAAUCAAAUAAGAGUGGCAGUGCGGAAUCAGUUAAAAAUGUGAGUGCUAAAUCAGUUAAAACCGGAAGUGCUAAAUCAGUUAAAACUGGAAGUGCUAAAUCAGUUAAAACUGGAAGUGCUAAAUCAAUUAAGAGUGGAAGUGCUGGAUCUGUUAAAAGUGGAAGUGCCGAGUCAGUUAAGAAGGGAAGUGCUAGAUCAAUUCAGACAGGGAGUGCAAAAUCAGUUAAAAGUGGUAGCGCUGAAUCAGUUAAAAGUAGAAGUGCUGAGCCAGUUAAGAAGGGAAGUGCUAAGUCGAUUAUAAGUGAUAAAAAUAUUGAAAGUGAUAUGACUAUCAAUGUGGAGAGCGAAAAUCCAGUCAUGCCCUAUCAUGAUGAUAAAACUGUUAAAACUGACAAAGAUAUUGAAGAAAGUGAUCCAAAAAUAGUUGACCCAGAUGAUGGAAAUUCCACAGAAAUUGACCAAGGUGAUGAGAAGUCUACAAAUAUUGAUCAGGAAAGUUUGGCUGAAGACAACCAAAUGAAAGAGAUGUCAAUUGCUGAAACUAGCCAAGGGGGCAUUGAGAUUACUAAACCUGUUCUGGUAUUGCCAGAAGAAGAAAACCCUGUUGAACAUGAUAAAGGUAGCGAAGAAUCUGUCAGUAGUGAACAAGAGACUGAAACUAAAUAUGAUGAUAUUGAUAAAAAUAGAGAACUACCUUUUGAUCUGCUUAAACCACUCUCUCCAAUAUCAGAGAAAACUGAAGUAAGCAUUGAACUAAAAAGAAAAAAGAGAGAGAAAUCAAGUAAGCCUUCGUUCAAGGAUGCUGGGAAGGAAGUCGUGCAGCUGAUACAGAUAUCAGAAAAAGUCAAACAGGAAGAUGCCAAAAAUGAUGUGCUCAUGUCAGAAGGCAAUGACACAGAGGAGGAUGAUGGGGACGAUGGUUAUGAGAUUGAUGAGGUUAAACUUGUUAUCCAUAUAGAGAUUUAUAGCUUUCAGCUUUACUGAGAAUUUAAUGUCACUGUUACUGCCUGAAUUGAAUGAGGGGG
Molecule: messenger RNA, 1264 nt
Organism: Owenia fusiformis
Lineage: Eukaryota; Metazoa; Annelida; Polychaeta; Sabellida; Oweniidae
Source: the annotation of a GenBank genome assembly